Molecule: messenger RNA, 1353 nt
Organism: Hibiscus syriacus
Lineage: Eukaryota; Viridiplantae; Streptophyta; Magnoliopsida; Malvales; Malvaceae
Product: protein Brevis radix-like 2
Exons: 5
Coding region: 186-1283 (365 amino acids)
Source: RefSeq, a predicted model, not a curated record
UUCCGUUCACACAGUAACAAUUCAAGCUGCCGACCCAUUCCUUUUGAUUCUGAAGAAACCCUUGAUUCCCCAUAAGCAAGCUUCCUUUUCCUUCACAUAGCCAUUUUGUAUUUGUUUGUCAUUUUGGUUGUCGAAUUUGAUAUAGGCUUUUGUUAUUUGGGGGGAGGAGACUGAGAGAAGGGAAGAUGUUAACGUGUGUAACUUGUUCAAAGCAGCUAACCAACAACAAUGGAUCUGUUGGUCGUCAACAGGACGAAGAUACUUUGGAAACUCCUAGGACUAGGCAAGCCAUUAAAUCUCUCACUUCUCAGAUCAAGGACAUUGCAUUGAAAGCAUCGGGAGCUUAUAAAAACUGCAAGCCAUGUUCUGGUUCAUCAAACCAUAACCGGAACUAUGUUGACUCUGAUGCUGCUUCUGACUCAGCACAUUUCCAUUGCCCUUACCGAAGAAACGGAAGCCAUACACCCCGAAACUGGGGCAAAGAGAUGGAAUCAAGACUAAAAGGACUUUCCAGUGCAGAAGGUACCCCAACAUCAGUUAGUGGCUGUACAGAAUCAUUAGCGUUUAUGGAGGAAGAUGAACCUAAGGAAUGGGUUGCUCAUGUGGAGCCCGGUGUUUUAAUCACAUUCGUCUCAUUGCCUGAAGGAGGGAAUGACCUGAAACGAAUUCGAUUCAGUCGUGAAAUGUUUAAUAAAUGGCAAGCUCAAAGGUGGUGGUCAGAGAACUAUGACAAGAUCAUGGAAUUAUACAAUGUUCAACACUUCAACCAUCAAGCAGUCCCACUUUCAACUCCCUCAAGAUCUGAAGACAAAGGAUCAAGAGUUGAAUCAGCAAAGGAAGGUCCUUUGACUCCACCCCUGGAAAAAGAACAGCCGCACAACUUUGUGCGGCCAACAGGAAUGGGCUACUCUCCAUCGGAUUCCCUAGAUCAUCGCCCAGUGCAAUCCCGUCAAUAUUAUGACUCCGCUGCACUUGCUUCAACACCGAAACUCUCCAGCAUUAGUGGUGCCAAGACUGAGACAUCAUCUGUAGAUGGCUCUGUAAGGAGUAGCUCGUCAAGAGAAAAUUAUUCUAGAGAGCCCUCCAUUAGUAAUACCAGUGACAUAGAAACCGAAUGGGUUGAGCAGGAUGAACCAGGGGUUUACCUCACUAUUAGAGCACUUCCAGGUGGCUCUCGUGAGCUUAGACGUGUCCGCUUCAGCCGAGAAAGGUUUGGAGAAAUGCAGGCAAGGAUGUGGUGGGAAGAAAAUCGAGGCAGGAUACAACAACAAUACUUACUGUGAGAUUUAGCAAAUCAGUGGCAUAGUGACAAUUUAUCUCCUUUUAAUUUAACCCACAGUUUUUACUGUUUAG